Penicillium salamii is the source of this 1665-nucleotide messenger RNA. Lineage: Eukaryota; Fungi; Ascomycota; Eurotiomycetes; Eurotiales; Aspergillaceae. The record is from the annotation of a GenBank genome assembly.
AUGGCAGGGGUCCUCCAAAACCAGCCAGAAGGAGGCGACAAGAACGAUGCCCAGGUCACUUUCAAUGAGCAGACCAACUAUGUACCGAAACGCACAAUCAUCACAAUCUUUUUAGCAUGCUCCAGUGUCGAUUUGCUGGCCUUGAUGGACCAGACCACCUUAGCCGCCAGUUUGUCCAUCAUUGGCAAUGCCCUCGGGGCUAGUGAUCAGACAUCAUGGAUCUCCGGUGGUUAUUUUGUAACAUCCACCUGUUUCCAACUUCUGUAUGGAAAACUGUCUGAUAUCUGGUCCCGCAAGCUGGUACUCUUCGUCGGACUGGCAAUCUUCUUCUUCGGAUCUCUUGCUGCAUCCCUAGCCCAAACAGCCACCCAAUUGAUUGUCUUCCGUGCUUUCACAGGUGUCGGCGGUGGCGGUCUGAUGACAGUCGCCCAGAUGAUUGUCAGCGAUGUGGUCCCUUUACGCGAAAGAGGUAAAUACCAAGGAAUUCUCGGUGCUGUCGUGGCAAUCGCCAAUGGAAUCGGUCCCGUCAUCGGCGGUGCCCUCGCAUCCAUCUCUGAAGAUUCAUGGAGAUGGAUCUUCCGACUGAACCUGCCCUUGACAGCGCUGACUACUCUAGCCGUGCUAUUCUUCAUGCCACUGCGAAAAGUCACAGGAGAUUGGAAAGUGAAGCUGAAAGCAAUUGAUUUCUUCGGCGCACUUCUAGCCCUCGGAGGCACUUCUGUCUUGCUUUUGGGAUUGACUUGGGGUGGUGGUGAGUAUGAGUGGAAUUCUGCCCAUGUUAUUGCGACUCUGGUGGUGGGAGUUGCUAUGUCGAUUGCUUUUGUGGCGUGGCAGUGGAAGGGUACUUCGACACCACUGGUUCCUAUGCAUAUCUUCAAGGGCAGGAUUGUCAAUGGGGCCUGUCUUACGAUGUUCAUCAAUGGAUGGAACUUUUUGGUUCAGGUUUACUAUAUCCCCACCUUCUAUCAGUUGGUUUUUGGAUAUUCCACUGUGAAGGCCGCUGCGAUGUUGCUGCCAAUUACCUUGAUGCAAACUGUGAGCAGUACAGGCUCUGGUCUCAUCGUGCACUGGGUUGGUCGCUACCGAGAAUGUAUCCUAUUUGGCUGGAUAAUCUGGGCCGUUGGACUAGGUCUCUUCUCAACACUGGACAAGCAUUCCGGAUUGGGAAAGCAGAUUGGCUAUGGCAUUCUGACCGGUGUCGGAGUUGGAAACACCUUGCAGCCAUCGCUUAUUGCCGUGCAAGCUGGCGUGGAGAGACGCGAUAUGGCCGUGGUGACCUCGUUCAGAAAUUUCGUGCGCAAUCUGGGCGGUACUUUGGGAUUGGCCAUUGCCGGGACUGUAAUCAACAAUAUUGUCUCAUCUUCAAUCUCAGUUCUCAAUCUUGAUGAGACUGAGUCUCGCUCCCUUUUGUCGAGCCCACAGAAUUAUUUAUCAAAAUUAUCUGCUGAAGAAGCAGAGCACGUUCGGGACGUCUUGACACCUGCGUACCAAAGAGGCUUCCGAAUUAUUUUCAUAAUAGGUGCCUCGCUCGCGGCGCUUGCUUUCUUCUUGGCUAUUUGGCUUAUGCCUCAAGUUGCAUUGAAUCGUGCAGACGACCAGGCUCUGAAGGAGGAGGCAAAGAAGAGAGUAAAUGGAGAUUUGGAGAAGAGAGAAGAAAAGGCCUGA